AUGUCCUGCUCUCGCAAGCCGCCCCAUCAGCUAUCCUCAGAAAAAGACUACGCAGAAUUGCUCGAAAAGUUUGAUACUUGGCUCUUUGACUGCGAUGGUGUUCUCUGGCAUGGAAUGACCCUUAUCGAUGGUGCUCUGGAAGUGCUUCAGCUUUUGCGUGCUAAAAAAAAGAAAAUCAUUUUCGUUACGAACAAUGCAAGCACUUCGCGAUCGAAUUACAUGAAGAAGUUCAAUCAGCUUGGUAUUGAGGCUCACCUUGAUGAGAUAUUUGGUUCGGCUUACGCUGCUGCUGUUUACCUAUCCUCUGUUGUCAAGUUUCCAAAGGACAAGAAAGUCUUCCUCAUUGGAAUGGAAGGCCUUGAAGAAGAACUGCGUAAUGAGGGUAUCACUUUCGUCUGUGGCACGGACCCGAAGUACAAUUCCCUCUCGCCGCUCGCCACACCCCCACGUCCCGACCCAUCAAUCGGCACCAUCCUCUGCGGCUUUGAUUACGCCAUCAAUUACACUAAGCUUAGCGCGGCGUUUGUUCAGCUCGAUGCUGAUCCAUCGUGUCUAUUCGUUGUGACGAAUGAAGACCCAACCGCCCCAUCAGAAGGAGGAGUCCUCUUGCCCGCUGGGGGUGCAAUCAGUGCACCGUUGAGGUAUGCACUGGGAAAGGAUCCAGUGUGCGUUGGGAAGCCAAGUUUAGUUAUGUUGGAUUGUAUCAAGGCGAAGCAUGAGUUUGAUCCGAGUCGAACGAUCAUAGCCGGAGACCGCCUCAGUACAGACAUCCUAUUUGGAAAGCGAUGUGAACUAGCCACGCUUCUGGUCCUUACAGGCGUCAACAAAGAAUCUGACCUCCUUCCACAGGCGUCUCCUUGCGCGAUACCAGAUUUUGUUACUCAGUCCAUUGGUGAUUUGCUACAGGCCGCGAAGAUAUAA
This is a messenger RNA of Fomitiporia mediterranea MF3/22, 921 nucleotides long. RefSeq names its product 4-nitrophenylphosphatase. The record is from RefSeq and is a predicted model, not a curated record. NCBI's taxonomy places the organism in Eukaryota, Fungi, Basidiomycota, Agaricomycetes, Hymenochaetales, Hymenochaetaceae. The transcript is spliced from 6 exons. Bases 1 to 921 code for a protein of 306 amino acids. Gene Ontology annotation, molecular function: phosphoglycolate phosphatase activity; alkaline phosphatase activity.